Molecule: messenger RNA, 411 nt
Organism: Olea europaea var. sylvestris
Lineage: Eukaryota; Viridiplantae; Streptophyta; Magnoliopsida; Lamiales; Oleaceae
Product: CRIB domain-containing protein RIC4-like
Exons: 2
Coding region: 85-384 (99 amino acids)
Source: RefSeq, a predicted model, not a curated record
CUCUCUCUCUCUCUCUCUCUCUCUCUCUCUCUCUCAUCUCUGUGUAGUGGAGUUUGAAGCUUGGAUUUGCAUAUGUUUUAAGAAAUGACAGAUCGUAUGGAAAAACUUGCACUUAUUCCAUUCUCAUUGAGCUGUAAUUCUGACUUAAGUGUUGCAGUUGGCACCACCCAAUUACCUGAGAAGAAAUAUGCAGACCAAACUACAGACACAAGUUUGGUCGUACCAGGACAAAAGGAGGGAGAGGGAAAGCCUUCGAGAGAGAAAUCAAUGAAGAAAAGCAGGGGAUUCUUGGCUCUUCCAAAACCACUUCUUUCGAAGGGCAUACAUAGAUUGGUGAAGCAUCUAAAAAGUUUUUCUCAGAUGUUUGGUAAGUACAUGAAUUAACUGAAAGAAUUUACAUCUGUUAUAUAC